Aspergillus niger is the source of this 864-nucleotide messenger RNA. RefSeq lists its product as uncharacterized. The coding region runs from base 1 to 864 and encodes 287 amino acids. The transcript has 3 exons. NCBI's taxonomy places the organism in Eukaryota, Fungi, Ascomycota, Eurotiomycetes, Eurotiales, Aspergillaceae. The record is from RefSeq and is a predicted model, not a curated record.
AUGGCUCUCACAAAUCCCCUGGGGAAGUAUUUUCCACCCCAAAGAACCCUAUCACGGUUUAUCACAGGUGUCAUUGCGAUCGACACGCCAUCCGUGCAAGGGUUCACCUGGCGAGGCCCGAUAAGGUGUAGUUGCCCGAUAGUCUGCCAUGGCAUGCACAAUGGGGUAAUUCAGAACAUCCAAGCCGACCUGCCGUGUGGUGUUACCAAUUCCAGCCAUCCCCAUGUUACCUGCUGCGUCAAUGGCGACUAUUGCCUCAGCAAUUCCAUCUGCGUGAACACGAAGAACAAGAAUGGGAAUUAUUAUUAUGCGGCCGACUGCACAGACGAGACCCUGACAGAUCCCGCCUGCGGGACACGAUGUGGCUACUGGGCAUGCUGCGAAAAUUCCGCCGGGACGGUGAACUGCUCGGACCCAUCCGAAGAAAUCUUCCCCGGAGUCGCGCCCUCCAAACUCGCUACCAUUCAAUAUCUGCCAUCCACGGCGUCCGGCACGCCAACUUAUGCGGUCGCAUCUUCUACCUCUACCUCCGAUUCCUUCGCCUCUAAUACUACAACAACCUCGUCCUCUUCUUCUUCCUCCACCGGUUCGUCCAGCAGCGGUUCUUCCGGGAUUGGUGCCGGCGCGGCUGCCGGAAUCGGUGUAGGCGCUGCCGCAGGCCUUGUCAUAGUCGCGGCCAUACUAGCACUUCUGUACUUCCGCCGGCGGAAUGCGCAGAGUGAUGGGCUUCCCCAAGGGGCUGGGGGAUAUAAUGGGUUGGGUGAUGGGUCGUGGGCGCAGUCUCAGCCCGUGGUUCAUCAGGUAUAUGAGCUGGAUCGGUCCGGGCCGCAUCCCGAACUGGAUGGGCAACCUAAAGCCAUGUAA